Camellia sinensis is the source of this 3002-nucleotide messenger RNA. Its product is annotated as G-type lectin S-receptor-like serine/threonine-protein kinase SD2-5. The record is from RefSeq and is a predicted model, not a curated record. Lineage: Eukaryota; Viridiplantae; Streptophyta; Magnoliopsida; Ericales; Theaceae. Gene Ontology annotation, biological process: protein phosphorylation. Gene Ontology annotation, molecular function: protein serine/threonine kinase activity; ATP binding.
UUGUGAGAUUUUAUAGAAAUGAAAUAUUUAACGAGCUCAUCCACGAAACUCCAGUCUAAUUCCAGAUUAGAAAGAAACCACUGCUUUUAUGAUUUACCCAAUAAUUUAUAAUGAUUUUUUUUUGAUUUUUAAGUUAAAGUAAUGUAUCACCGAACGGGUCUACUUUUUCGAUUGCUGCCUUUUUCAAUCCACGCACAUGGACAACCCAAAAUGUCAAAAACUUUGAAAUUUGGAAUAUUUGUUUGAAAAUUUUUAACAUCAUAAACUAUUCUAAGUAUUCAACAACCGAUUUAAGCAAAACCCACCACAAGAGAAGAAAACCCAAUUCGAUCUCUGCUUCUGAAACUCCAAAAGAGAAGUCCUACAUUGCAACUGCUUCUACUGUGAGAGCUGAAGCAAUUACAUCCAGUUGAUUUACAUGUGGAUUAAUCCAGGUUUUGUGUGCCCAUGGUGUUGCGAGGCUUCUUUCCAUUUAUGAUGUCCAUUUGUUUGUCAAUUGUCCUCCUAGCUGAAAAAUCUGUUGCAAAUAUUCCAGUAAUUGGCAGUAUUUAUUCAGUGUUCGAAGGGUCUCAAAUUAAUUGGCUUGAUUAUGGUGGAAUGUUUUUGCUCUCGAACAACUCAAAUUUUUCUUUUGGAUUUUCAAGUACAAAGGAGGAGUUGGCAUUGUUCUCUUUGUCUAUAAUUCACGUUCAUAGUGCAAUUGUCGUCUGGACAGCCAACAGAGGCUUCGGGGUAAGAGAUUAUGAUAAAUUUGUUUUUGACAAAACUGGGAAUGUAUAUCUGGAGAAAGAAGGUGGUAUAGCCUGGUCUCCUCAUACUGCAGGAAAAGGAGUUACUUCCAUCAAGCUGCAGGACUCGGGCAAUUUGGUUUUGCUCGGAAAUGACUCCAGAGUUCUUUGGCAGAGUUUUAGCUAUCCCACAGACACCCUUUUGUCAAAUCAACUUUUCUUUGAAGGAAUGCGACUAGUAAGUGAGCCCAAUUCCAAUAACUUGAGUUGCUACCUUGAAAUGAAAUCAGGUGAUGCAAUUCUCUAUGGAGGAUUCCAAACUCCUCAACCCUAUUGGUCUAUGGCAAAUGAGUACCGGAAAGUUAUAACUAAAGAAGAUGGACCAGUCACUUCUGCUUCUCUAAUUUCCAAUUCAUGGAGCUUCUUUGAUCACAAUCAGAAUCUAAUUUGGGAAUUUAUAUUGUCUGAUGAUUUUAGUUUUGAUGUUACUUGGGCAGCAGUUUUAGGAGAUGAUGGGUUUAUUUCAUUCUACAGUCUUCAUAAUGGUGACCAGUCUAAUGCAGUAACAAUGAAGAUUCCACAAAAUGAGUGUAGCACGCCUGAACCAUGUGAUCCCUACUACCAUUGUGAGUUUCUGACUAAAAAAAAAUGCUACUGUCCUCUGGAGCUUAGCAACCCUCCAAGUUGCAACCAUUGGAUUGGCUCUCCAUGUGAUGGCUCAAAGAGUUCUAUACAGUUGUUAAAUAUGGGGGAUAAACUUGACUACUUUGCUCUUGAGUUUGUUUCACCCUAUGCCAAUUGUGAUUUGAAAGGUUGCAGGGAUGCAUGUGUUAGUAACUGCUCAUGUCUCAUGUUAUUUUUUGAGAACAAUUCCGGCCAAAGGCUAAACCCUGCCAAGAAAGAAAGCAAUAGUCGGAACCACUUGCGGAUUGUUAUGAUAGCUACUACAAUCUUCUUACUUGCUAGUUGUCUACUUUUUUUGGGAUAUUGGUUCCACCAAAGAAACAAAAGAAUGCUACAAUUUUUCGAAGAUGUCAUGGGAAAGGAUAAUUUUUCUUGCCAAGAUGAUGACAUUCAAGUAGAAAAUUUCUUAGAGAUCUUAUCUCGCAACCCCAAUCGGUAUAGCUACAAAGAUCUUCAGACCGCUACAAACAACUUCUCUGUGAAACUCGGUCAGGGUGGUUUCGGUUCAGUUUACAAAGGGAUGCUUCCAGAUGGAACUCAAAUUGCCGUAAUUGGAGGGCACUAAUCGGGAAAGAGAGAAAUUUCGAACUGAAGUUUCACUAUUGGCAGCAUCCACCAUCUCCAUUUGGUCAAGCUCAAGGGCUUUUGUAUAGAGGGCACUAAUCGCCUUAUGGCUUAUGAGUACAUGGAAAAUGGGUCUUUGGAUAAAUGGAUCUUCAGGACCAAUGGAGAAGGAUUAACCUUGGAUUGGGAAACCCGAUUUAGUAUAAUAAUAGGUGUGGCGAGAGGAUUGGCUUAUCUCCAUGAGAACUGCCAUAUGAAGAUCAUCCACUGUGAUAUAAAACCUGAAAAUGUGCUUCUUGAUGACAAUUACCAAGCUAAGGUAUCAGAUUUUGGCUUGGCCAAGUUGAUGACAAAGGAACAGAGUCAAGUUGUCACCCGACUAAGAGGCACAAGGGGGUACUUGGCACCUGAAUGGGUCACAACCAAUGCUUUGUCAGAGAAGAUUGAUGUAUAUAGCUUUGGCAUGGUUUUGCUUGAAAUUGUUGGGGGAAGACGGAACUUCAACCCUGCAGAGUGUUCAGAGAAAGCUCAUUUUCCGUCUUAUGCCCUCAAGAUGAUGGAAGAAAGAAAGCUGCAAGAAAUAAUCGAUUCAAAGCUUGAGAUUGAUGAAGACAACAAGAGGGUAGAAAACGUAAUCAAAGUUUCUUUGUGGUGUAUACAGAGGGACAUGCACUGAAGACCAUCCAUGGGUAGAAUUGUUCAAAUGCUUGAAGGUUCCUGCUCUGUACCGGAGCCUCCGAGCUCCUCUGAAGCUGGUUUCCACUUUCUUGCAAAUUUUGUUAGACCAGUCAGAGAGGAGAGAAGGUUACCUGCACCAUCAUAUUGCCAUAGUGAUGCAAAGUUUUUGGCAGUGCAAUUAUCUGGUCCAAGAUAAUUAAGGCCAUGCACUCAAUACCUUCUAUAUAGCACAACAUGUGAUGCUAUUUGGGAUCUUAAUAUUGAGUUAUUGACUUUGCAACUCUAUGCAUGCUCCACCCUUGCUUGGGCUGUAUUUUUUUUCAAUUUAAAUCAUAUUUCUUUUAUGUC